Chenopodium quinoa (quinoa) is the source of this 2040-nucleotide messenger RNA. Its product is annotated as receptor-like protein 12. Lineage: Eukaryota; Viridiplantae; Streptophyta; Magnoliopsida; Caryophyllales; Amaranthaceae. The transcript has a single exon. Gene Ontology annotation, molecular function: protein binding. The record is from RefSeq and is a predicted model, not a curated record. Bases 1 to 2040 code for a protein of 679 amino acids.
AUGGGUUUUGGGUGGUCUACUACUUACAUAUUCCUCCUAGUUUUAUCUUUUUCUUCUUUACUUGUUACUGAUUUCUUCGUGUUUGCUAAUUCCACAUUCCCCUUGGUACAAAAUCGUAAGCCAUUGUGCCAUGAUCAUGAGAAGAUUGCAUUGCUAUGUUUCAAGCAAAGCUUUCUUCUUAACUGCUCAGCAUCACUUUAUGCCGCCUUUGCAUAUCCAAAGGUGAAAUCAUGGCAUGAUGAUUUACAUAAUCAUCAUUCGAAAAAUGCGACUUUAAGUGGUGAUUGUUGUAAGUGGGAUGGUGUAAAGUGCAAUGAGGAGACGGGUCAUGUGAUUGGCCUCGACCUUAGUAGCAGUUGCCUUUAUGGCACCAUCCCUCACAACACCACCCUUUUCAACCUUAGUCAUCUCCGUGAGCUUGAUCUUUCUUAUAAUAACUUCAAUUAUUCUCAAAUCCCUUCUGACAUUGGUCGUCUUUACAAUCUCACACAUCUCAAUCUCUCUAAGUCAGUUUUCAGUGGCCAAAUACCAUUAGAAAUUUCGACUUUAUCCCAUCUUUCUCUUCUUGAUCUUUCCCUUAAUGGAAAUCCUAUGGUUGUCGAUGAGGAGUUAGAUUUGAAAAUUAAUGAUCUGAGUCUAAAGAAGUUGGUUUCUAAUUUAAGUAGUUUAACCCAUCUUUAUCUAGAUAGGACUGAUAUAUCAUCUGAGGUACCCCUCAUCUUAAGCCGUCGAACUUCUUUAAAGGCUAUCUCAAUGAAUUACUGCAAUUUGUUGGGUGAAUUCCCAGCAAAUAUUUUCCAGUUACCAAAUCUUGAAGUAGUUUCAUUGACAUUCAAUCCUAAAUUAGGAGGACAAUUUCCUGAAUUUUACUCUAACAGUCCUCUUCGUAUUUUAUACGUUGAUGCAACAGGAUUUUCAGGGGAGUUGCCAGCUUCGCUUGGAAAUCUAGUCUCUUUGACUAAACUGGACUUACAAGAAAGUGAAUUCUAUGGAAAAAUUCCGUCUUCAAUAGGUAAUUUGACAAAUCUGUCUGUUUUAAACCUUGGUCGCAAUUAUUUUAGCAAUGACCUUCCUGAUUCUAUCAUGAACUUAACAAGCCUUACUUUCUUAGGUCUUUCAGACAUGCCAAAUGUUGGGAAUGCUAGAAUAUUGAAAUCUUGGUUGCCUAAGAUAAACUCACUCACUCAGCUACGCCUUAGCCAAAUGAAUUUACGCAAUUCCAUUUUACCUUCUUUGUCUAACUCUACUAGACUCACUCUUUUGGAUCUUGGCAACAACUUGUUAACAGGAAAGCUACCAAGUUGGUUUGUAAAUCUAACCCAAUUACGCACCUUAGAGCUAUAUGGUAAUCACUUUCAAGGUCCAAUCCCACACUGGAUUUCUAAACUUGUGAAUCUUAGCACAUUAAUAUUGUCAUUUAGGGACUCGGUUGCCGAGUUUGAUUCAUUUUUGGAACUCCCAAAUCUCAGUAUUUUGUUGUUGACCGGUGUUAGCUUAACCUUUCCUAGAGAUCUAAGCACAAGUAAUUCAUCUCUUUUGAAGUUUGAGAUUCUAGGUUUUGAAUCACGCAACUUGACUGAAUUCCCAGAGUUCCUACGUUAUCAAGGUGAGCUAAAAACGUUAUUUCUCUCGGGAAACAAAAUCAAAGGUGAAAUUCCGCAAUGGUUUGUAAACACAACUAGAGAGAAUCUCUUGUUCUUAAACCUUUCUAAUAAUCUUUUGACGGGUUUUGAACAACCUUUAGUUUUCAUCCCAUGGUACAAUUUGGAAAUAUUGGAUCUUAAUGACAACAAGUUAAGAGGACUACUUCCAACUCCUCCAAGCUCCACACAAGUUUAUCAAGUCUCAAACAAUCAAUUUUAUGGAGUUAUUCCCAACCAUAUAUGUCAAGCAACAUCUUUAGUUUACCUUGACUUGUCUAAAAACAAUCUUAUGGGCAAGAUUCCAAGUUGCAUUAGUCAUCAUCUUAGUGAUUCAUUGCAAGUAUUAAACAUACAAGGCAAUAAAUUUAGUGGUGUCAUUCCUCAAAAGUUCUCAUAA